This is a messenger RNA of Mollisia scopiformis, 2385 nucleotides long. RefSeq lists its product as uncharacterized. The record is from RefSeq and is a predicted model, not a curated record. Lineage: Eukaryota; Fungi; Ascomycota; Leotiomycetes; Helotiales; Mollisiaceae. Gene Ontology annotation, cellular component: vacuolar membrane. The transcript has 5 exons. Bases 298 to 2064 code for a protein of 588 amino acids. Gene Ontology annotation, biological process: amino acid transmembrane transport. Gene Ontology annotation, molecular function: amino acid transmembrane transporter activity.
GUGCCAAUCACCAGCUGCGAUAGCUUCACUCCAUGCUCACGCCGCAUGGGCCUGAUCAGAUACGCUGCGCAGAGAUAGGAAGGUCCUUUGCGCGGAGAUAACCUGAAAUGGUAUGAUCGCACCCAGUGGAGUGGCAUGCUAGAAGUCAUACAAGGGUCUUCGCCGGGUGAGUCGGUCCAAUUUAAUCCCUUCUCUUCGCUGCAUCUUCUGAUCUUUUGUUUUCAUUUUCUCGUUCUUUGAAUUCAUUGCGUUGUACGGCGUUGUAAGAUACAUCUCGAUUUCGCUGCAAACCUCAUCAUGGACGAGAAGAAGAGCACCGGGGACGACUCUCCGACCACACCACCCGUUGCCGCUGGACCAGUCAGCACUUACAUCAAACCGCAAGCGCGAUCACCCCACGACGCUGCUGUGACAUUCGAAGAAUACCAUUGGUAUGCGCUGAGGACGAGAGAGGAAGAGAAGACCCUCGAGUCUCCCAGGCUCAACUGGCGCGAAUUUCUGGUUAAAAAGAAGGCCGGACAUGAUGAGAAAGCUCAGGGCGAGACUCAUCUCACAGCAGAAAACUUUGCGAAUGCGGAGAACAGACUCGAGAUCUCCGACGAAGAAUGGACAAAUGCGAGUCGCGCAUUUAGGACGGCGUCGUGGGGAGCUUGUUUCUACCUGAUUACGACCGAUAUCCUGGGACCAUAUGGAGUCGGUUUCUCCUUGGGAACUUUGGGAUGGGGCCCUGGAAUUGCGCUGUACACGGUUUUUGGUUUCAUGGCAGGCUAUUCCGGAUAUCUCAUCUGGCAUGUGUUUUUGGGAAUUGACAGCUAUGAAUUUCCGGCCAGAAACUAUGGUGAUCUUGGAUUCAGAACGUGGGGCACAGCAGCUCGCUAUGUGACAAACAUAAUCCAAGCUUUGGGCCUUUUGUUACUUUUGGGCCAAGUGACGAUCCAGUACGGGGAAAACAUUUCGCAAGUCUCCAAAUUCAAGCUCUGCUAUAUUGUCUGCCCGGUCCUCUUCGUCUGUGUGGGUUUCUUCCUCACCCAGAUCCGAACCCUAAAGGCGUACGGUUGGGUUGCAAACUUAGCUGUGUGGCUAAACUUGCUCGUCAUCUUCAUUACAAUGGGUGUCAUGGCACACUCACCGCCGAACUACUUGAUCUCUACUCUGGGCUCAGCUGGUAGUGCCGUAGACCCAACGACAAUCACACCUGAUGAUGCCGGCAAUUAUCCCCCAAUUGUACAUUACGGUGGACUACCAACAAACAAUUUGGUUGGAUCCAUCAACGGGUUGUUGUCUGGUGUGCUCGCCUACGCCGGAGCCCAACUUUUCGUGGAGUUUUUGGCUGAGAUGAAACGGCCCCGCGACUUCUUGAAGGCUAUGUGGGGAGCACAGUUCUUUAUAUACACCGUCUACCUGAUCUAUGGAUCCUAUGUGUAUCAUUUCCAGGGACAGUACAGCUUCCAGCCUUCGUAUCAAGGUGUUAGUAUCUACGGAUGGCAGACAGCAGGCAACAUGAUUUCCCUUAUUGCAGCACUUAUCGCCGCUGGUCUUUACGGAAACAUUGGCAUCAAAGUGAUGUACAACAACAUCCUAAUGGACAUUUUCAACGCACCUCCCCUUGUUACCCGCCGCGGUAAAAUCUUUUACGCCUCCAUUGUUCCAAUUUGGUGGUCUAUCGCCUUCGUCAUCGCGGCUGCAAUCCCCGAUUACUUUGGCUUUGUGUCUAUCAUAUCUGCGUCUUGUCUGCUCAACUUGACAUAUACUCUGCCUCCAUUCUUUGCUCUCGGCUACGAUUGCCAGAGGAACGCCAUCAGGCUGGAGAACGGAGAAGGCUUUGACCCGGUUACUGGUCAGACCUUCAGAAACGAGACGACUGUGCAGAGAUACAUGAGGGGUUUCAUGAGCGGUGGCCCGAAGCAGGUCGCGAUUAACGUUUGGCAUGUAAUCUAUUUCUUGGCAUCGUUGAGUAUGUGUGGUUUGGGCAUGUAUGCCGCUGUUGAGGGUAUGAUCAUCGCGUUCAGGAACCCACAACUGAACUCGUUCUCUUGUCGAUCACCUUUGAACUUGAAUGCAUAGAAUGGCGAGCGGGAGGAAUGGAGGGGACGAGGUGGCAGCAGAUAUUGGAUGAUGUGAAUAGGAGGCAAUUAAUGCAUAAUGAAGUUGUGAGAUGGGCUUUUGAUGUGUAUCUAAUGGUCAUGACUACUCCCUCAAGAUCUCUUGUGCAACCAGAACCCAAAUUUCUUACGUCAAAUGUGACAAAUUUUACUUGCCAGGGUAAGGGAUCAGACGGGACUGCGACCAGCAGCAAUGCCCAGUCGAAGAACUCUCGUCGUUGCCAGAAAUAUCUGGAAGAACAAGAAAUCGGAUGAAGGGUACUGAGACACACAGCCCACAGGG